UUUGGGUUUCACGUGGUACAGGCCGGAUGAUGGCGGGCGCUGGGGAAGAUGCAAGAGCCCUCUUCAGGGCUGGCGUCCGCGCGGCGCUGGAGGCUUGGCCUGCUUUACAGAUCGCUGUAGAGAACGGAUUCGGGGGCGUGCACAGCCAAGAGAAGGCCGAGUGGCUGGGGGGUGCAGUGGAGGAUUACUUCAUCCGCAAUGCUGACUUGGAGCUAGACGAGGUGGAAGAUUUCCUUGGAGAGCUGAUGACCAACGAGUUUGAUACGGUUGUGGAGGAUGGGAGUCUGCCCCAGGUGAGCCAGCAGUUGCAGACCAUGUUCCACCACUUCCAGAAGGGUGAUGGGGCUGCUCUGAGGGAGAUGGCCUCCCACAUCACCCAAAGAAAGUGCAAAGUCAAAGCCACCGCACUUAAGGCAGGCAGAGAGACAGAUGGGGAUGAAGAUGAUGCAGACAGCGUGGAAGAGAUGGAGGUGACAACUACAAAUGAUGGGGCCACUACGGAUGGGAUCUGCCCCCAGCCUGAACCCUCUGAUCCAAACUCUCAGAAUAUUAAGGAAGAAGAUAUAGUGGAAGAUGGCUGGACCAUUGUCCGGAGAAAGAAAUGAAUGGGGCUGGAAUUGAUUUGGGCCCUUCUUUGCUAGACGUUCUGAGACUUAUUUGUAGGGGCUUUUUUGGAGGGCUAUAGACCUCUAGACUGGUUAUACUAUUCCCACCCUCUUUCUUGUUCCUCUGUGCAGUUCCCUACAGGGGAAGAAAAGCCCUAAGGUCCUUGGUUUUGGGGGCCUAAGGGACCUGGUCCAUCACACCCCAUUGGGCUUUACACAGUGCCUCUUGGGUGCAGUCAGUGUGAAGAGGAGGGAUGAGUGAAUGUGGGUGUGGCUGGAGGAGGAGCUCGACUCUGGUGGAUAGUAGACAGGUGGAUUGUGGAGAGGACCAGCCAGGGACCAGUACCCAGUGCCAAAGGCUGGCUGGAUCAGGAAUGGUGAGAUGAACAUGUAGAUGGAAGAGAGGAAAGUUGAAGAUGUGAGUAAAAGUAGCUAUGGUGCCUCUCCCUUAUCCCACCCCACCCCACACAUAGCAACUCUUAUUCCUGCUCAGAGCUUAAAACCUCCCAGGAAUGCUCCCUUCUGCAGCUCAGCCUCUCACCCCAGAUUCCCUUAGGAAUCCUAAGAUCUUGGCUAGGUGGUGAGCUUGGAAGAGUUGAGCUAUUUUCUGUCUCCUCCAACCUCUUUCCUCAUUCUUUAUCCCAUCCCAUUUAAGUUCAGGGAUGAGGCUUAUGACCCUAAUAAAUAAUACCUUGUUGUUUAAUCUGUGGCUUGACCUGUGAAUAGCCUUGGAAUCAGCCUUCUGGGAGCUGAGCUUCAGAGUUCAGCAAGGGAGUGGUUUCUGGGCCCACCCUAGUAGCCUGGUACUUUGGAUAAACAAACAUGGAUGAAUGGAACACAGAAGUGCUCUGAAAGUUACUGUAAGCCUGAAAUAAACUGUAUUUUUCUUUAAAAAACAAAA
This is a messenger RNA of Sciurus carolinensis (gray squirrel), 1506 nucleotides long. RefSeq names its product TSR2 ribosome maturation factor (gene Tsr2). Bases 27 to 605 code for a protein of 192 amino acids. Gene Ontology annotation, cellular component: nucleus. The record is from RefSeq and is a predicted model, not a curated record. Gene Ontology annotation, biological process: maturation of SSU-rRNA from tricistronic rRNA transcript (SSU-rRNA, 5.8S rRNA, LSU-rRNA). The transcript has 5 exons. Lineage: Eukaryota; Metazoa; Chordata; Mammalia; Rodentia; Sciuridae.